Molecule: messenger RNA, 501 nt
Organism: Striga asiatica
Lineage: Eukaryota; Viridiplantae; Streptophyta; Magnoliopsida; Lamiales; Orobanchaceae
Source: the annotation of a GenBank genome assembly
AUGUCGCCUGCCAAAGCAUUUGUUGGAGUUGGAUCAGUUGCUGCUGCUGAUCGGGCGGCAGGGAACUCAGUUGCUCCUGAGUUAAGCUCAGGACUUGCUGAAGCAAGAGUCUCUUCUGCUCUUGGGGCUUGUCUUCCUGGUAUAUUGGAAGUUGGGAAUCGUGUGACUAUAUUUACUGCCCGUGAAGAUGGUAGGGCUUGUGAACCAUUCAAUUUCACCAAUUUUGAUGCUCUAUUGACUUGGUCCAUGGUGUCACUCACAACUCUCGACUGCCCAAUGACAACUGAACCACGUCCUUUCAAAUCCAUAUUUUCCAGCAUGCAGUCACAGCAACUGAGUCCCCCAUUGGCUGAUGAAGACUGGAUUGUCCAGCUGGACCGCCCAAUUGUUUUAAAGGAUCUGCAGCAAAGCCUUCCAAAAUCACAUCAUAUUGGCAUCAAAUACUUUCCUUCUGCACAUCAGAAAACCAGUGAGGAAAAUGUAAAUGUGGGUAAGAGGUAG